UAUUUUGCGACAUUAGUGGAUUUUCUCGCUAUUACGCAGACUUAGCCCAAUUCAUUUUCCAAACAAUGUAAGACUUUCUAGCUUCGGGGAUUUGCUGGAAUAUAGAAUAAGCAAUGCUACUCUUUUUGUGCGCAACUUUCGCACUUUCCAUCAACAGCACUGAGCAACCUUGAAGCGCCCAGACUGAGAUCUGUCUCACCCUUUUCAUGCUGGCGUUUAAUGGAAAUUCAGGAUGACCGACUCAUUUUUCGAUUUUGACGCAUCCUUGCCGCCUGAAGAUGGACCAGGUAUGGAAGAGGACGAGUAUGAUGCUCUCAACGACGAAACUUUUGGUGCUGAUACAGAAUGGCGUGAGGACGAGUGGGAAAAAAGCCACGAGCAACUUGCAGUGGAGACUGAAACAGCAAGGAUAAAACAGACGAGGGCUCACCACCCAGUAGAAGAUGAUGACGAGGAUGGUCUUGUCUCUGGUUCUGCUGCAGCGCAACUCGAAGCGCGGCUUACAGAAAUUAUUUUGGAUGAAGUUGAAUCUCCAGUCAAGCAGAAACCUAUGCUUUCUAUACCUCCUGGAUUUUGGCCGCCUAUCCCUAGUUUACAACAACGCGCCCCACCAAAGCCAGGGGGCAGUUUUGAAAACACCCAACAUCCUAGCAUGCCCGUAUUUAAUCAGCUUGCUGCGUUAGGUCAUGGUCAGCCUCCACCACAGCAGGUGCCCAAACCUCCUAAUAUGGUAAUGGUUAGAACAGUAGAGGACCUCGAAAGAGACCUUCGUGCAAAAUCUCAAGCUCAAGUCCAACGAGCUCAAGCUCAGCCUGAAGGCAGUAAUUUUGGAAGUCCAGUGAGGGAGGGAUCAAAGCCAGGUGGUCCUGUGGACUCGAACCAGUUGCUAGAAAUGCUCAGAGCAAUGGGCUCAAUGCCGGAACACAGACCUCAAGGACACCCUCCUUCGUCGCAGCCUGAUAUAGUUCUAAGACUGGCCCAGAACCAAGGAAAGCCAUUCAUGCACCAGCCCCCACCGCCACCCCAUAACGGUGGAAUCAUGAUGCCCCCAGGCCCUAUGAGACAUCCUCCGCCACCCGGAAUGCAUCGAAUGCCCCCAAAUAUGUUUCCUCCCAACUUCCAUCACAUGCGCAUGCGAGGUGAAAUGCCAUUCCCCUGGAUGAACCAGCCGAUGCCAGUGCCCAUGAUGCAUAAUCAGAUGCAUCCACCUGGAAUGCAUCAUCCCCAUCCUGCUCAAAUGAUGAACCAACAGCACCAAAUGAUGCUUCACCACCAGCAGCAGCAGCAGCAACAACAACAACAACACCAAAUGCAGCAGCAGCAGUUGAGGCAAAAUGGUUCUCAUGACCCGUAUGCAGGACUCAUGACCCAGAAGGACAAGCAGUGGUUGAUAAACAUACAGAUUCUCCAACUCAACACGCAAAAGCCUUAUGUGGAUGAUUUUUACUACACCGCAUUCCAAUACAAGCUGCAGCGGGCCAGAGAACUGGCUGGGGAGCGUGGAGUGCGAGUGCAAAAAAGAGAGCAACGAACGCUGGAGCCGAGGACUUAUACGCCUGCACAAUUUGAAGGAUCGUUAGGAAAGCUGCAGGUCGUCAGUGUGACGGCACCCAGGAAAAUUAUUGAUAUGGAAAUCAUGAAUGCAGAGGGUCAGGACGCUCAGACUCCUGCAAGGGAUACAAGAAAAGUGAAGCAAGCACUUCUCGAACUUGAAAGGCUGUACAUCCUGGUAUUGCAAUUAGAAGAUUUAGAGCACCCCCUUUUAGAAGCCAAACAGUCAGUGCCCGAGAGUAAGGAAGAAAUAGUGUGGAAAGUCUUGAAUACCAUCAUACCUGCGCCUAAUGCCGAAGACAAGUUACCCUUGCUCCUGUCUGUUCGGAAAGGCAAAAUUCUUCUUCAACGACUUUUCCCGCACUUGACCUAUUCUCAGCAAACCCCAAUCUGGCGCUCUCUGCUUCAAAACUUUUGGAGUAUAUCACGCAAGGAUGCGCAAGAGCAAGUGCUGUGUGAACUGUUCCCUGCUUUCCGUGAUUGGAGCGCCCAGGCAGUCCUGCCUAACAUAGUUGAAGUGAUCUCAGCGAUGCUUCCACAAAUAUCCGAGCGUAACUCGUCUCCUAGCAAUAUCACUACACGAUCGCCACUGCCGGCAGCCCUUUCUAACAAAUUUGGCGUAUCCAUCAUCACCUCGAUCAUUAACCGAGCUGGUGAGUUAGACGACAACAGCUGCCCUCCAAAAACGCACCCUGACUGGCAGGCUUGGUCUACUUUUGUUAGCACGAUAUCUGAAGUUUCAUGUGAGCUUUCAAUCGAGCCAACCACUCCGUUAGACCCAUUGGCUAAACCAAACUCUUUGACAAGAUUUGUAGACAACAAACAAAGUCAAACGCUUCAAAGGCUGCUGCAAAUUGAUAACAAGCAUGCAGAGUAAGAAAUUUAAUUUAAAUAUCUUAAGAUCAACAGAGCAGAUUUACAAUUGAAUUGCUUCAAAUAGCAAUGUGAAGUUAAAGGAGAUAAAUUAUGGCUCCUUCCAAAUUGCCGGGAAACUUAAUUGAAAUUUAUAUAAAAAAGGCAUAUGAGCACUAUCAUGAGUUACAAGAAUUUUUUAUAAUCUGAUGUAAAAGUGUUAAUCAAGCCAUUUAUUUUGUUCUUCAUGACAUCAGGAUUGAAAGGUCCAGGCCGUUUUCAACAAUUUGUUGAUUAGUUUGUAUAAUACAAGUCAUCCAGCGCUUGGAAAUUUUUAUCGAAAUAACACUGACAUGCGAAAUGUCCUACUUUUAUGUAUAGGAUGACAUUUGUUUAAAAUCCUAUACAAAACUCGUGAUCGUCUCCCAGAUUUUGUCAUUUUUAAACUUUUUAAAAUUCUGCAUACUUGACGUUCAUCCAUUGGGAGUUGUCGCCGCGCACUACAAUAAUUUAUGUAAAAGAACCCAAACAGAAGAGACCUCAGCCUGUGGUGAAUUAAUUGUCGGAGCUGCUUGUUGCCAUAACGAGAUCUUGAUUAAGCUGUCCAACUCAAAAAUGGAAAUUAAUUAAACCAGCAUAAUAUUGCGCUUAUAAAGCAAUAUUCUUAAAUACAAAAGCCUUUUCUGUAUUGCCUCUGCAAAAUUUCAAACAAGAUUGAGCUUGUGUAGCACAAAACUAGAGCUGUAUGAGCCAGGCAAUGUAAAAAAUCCUUAAUGUGCAGUUGAGGUGACGAUCCUGCCGUUGGAGACACAGCAGUUGGGGCCUCAAUUUCUUGUUUUAGUUUAAAUAAAAUCAAUUAAUUAACGACCAAGCAA
Messenger RNA from Neocloeon triangulifer, 3278 nucleotides. It is a transcript of the gene Patr-1, whose product is annotated as protein PAT1 homolog 1. Gene Ontology annotation, biological process: deadenylation-dependent decapping of nuclear-transcribed mRNA; P-body assembly. Gene Ontology annotation, molecular function: RNA binding. The transcript has 13 exons. NCBI's taxonomy places the organism in Eukaryota, Metazoa, Arthropoda, Insecta, Ephemeroptera, Baetidae. Gene Ontology annotation, cellular component: P-body. The record is from RefSeq and is a predicted model, not a curated record. The coding region runs from base 233 to 2428 and encodes 731 amino acids.